Closterium sp. Yama58-4 is the source of this 5769-nucleotide messenger RNA. The record is from the annotation of a GenBank genome assembly. NCBI's taxonomy places the organism in Eukaryota, Viridiplantae, Streptophyta, Zygnematophyceae, Desmidiales, Closteriaceae.
AUGGCCAGUCCUACUGUGCUUACCUUUGACGCUGAGGGUCGUCCUAUUAAGUUCGAUGUUUGGCUCGAUGACCUUCACCUCUACCUUCAGAUCACCGCCAAGGACGAUAUUUCUCUUUAUGACCACACGUCCGGCGCCGCUCCCGCUCCUGCUGCCGAUGCUGAUAGCACCUUGCGCUCGCAGUGGCAGACCCGUGACGCUCACGCUCGCCUAGCCGUUCGCAGCCACCUGCCGUUAGAUGAGCGCGAGCAUUUUGGCCAGCAUAAGACCGCCAAGGAACUGUACGACGCCGUAGUCGCGCGCUACUCCUCCCCUGCCACUGCUACUAUAGGCCGUCUCUCACUGCCCUACCUCUUUCCCGACCUGUCCGCCUUUGCCACUGUCGCUGACCUCAUCACCCACCUCCGUACCAGUGACCUCCGCUACCGUGCCGUCCUCCCCCCCGAUUUCCUCGCCAAGAACCCCACCCCCCGAUGUACCUCACACUGUACCACCUUGUCACCCGCCUCCCUGACUCCCUUCGCACUGGUGCUCCCCCUCCCCCCUCCUCCCCUCCAUUGCAUCUGCUGCGCUGUCGACUACCUCGGUGCUGAGGGAGUCGGGACUGCGUCUGCUCCCAGUGGGAGGCGCAAGAGCGGCAAGGGCAAGGGGGGGCGGGGUGGUGGAGGUGGAGGUGGGGGCGGCGGCGGUGGAGGGCGUGGGGGGGGCGGGGGUGGUGGCGGAAGUGGGAGUGGCGCGGGUGGUGGGGGGGUCAGUGGCGGCGCAGGGGGUGGUGGCGGCGGCGGCGGUGGUGGGGGUGGGGGUGGGGGAGGAGGUGGUGGCGGUACUGGCGGUGGUGGAGCGGGUGGCGGGCGCGGUGGAGCGGUGCAGCGUGGGGGGUUCGGAGGUGGUCCGAGGCAGCCGCAGCAGCGUCCUGGCGAGACUCCCUCGCCCCAGCAGCUUCGUGAGUGGUACUCUCAGCGUGGGGGGUCUGGGGGUGGAGGCAUUUGCUCGUACGUCAUCCGCACAGGUGAUCGCGCUGGCCAGACUUGUGGGAGGUUCCACCCGACACAGCGCUGCUUCUCUCGCCUCGAUGACGCCUGGCGCGAGCAGUUCCCUGACGCCUCUGAGCUGCCUCGCUGGGCUGAUCUGCUUAGGAAGGGAAUUGAUAUCUUUGCUCUUGAUUAUGAUGCUAUCCUUGCUGCCAUGUAUGCAUUGACUAUUAGUGCUGAGGGUGACUGUUACCUGAGUGUGCCGCCUGACCCAGGUAUUGGUACUGGUAUGGCUGCUGCGCUAGGUGCUAGUGCGUCUGCGUCUGCUGGUACUGAGUCUGCUACAGCACUGCACACCUUCACCCUGGACUCAGGUGCUUCCCGCUGUUUCUUUCGUGACCGCACAGUCCUUGAGCCACUCGCUCGGCCUGUUGCUGUCUCCCUUGCUGACCCCUCUGGGGGCCCGGUCCUUGCGACCUCCUCCACUGUCCUCCCUUGUCCUGCGGCCCCGUCUGGCACUUUGUCGGGUCUUUACCUCCCCUCGUUCUCUACGAACUUGGUGGCGGGCUCUGCUCUCCAGGACGGGGGUGUUCACCAGUCCACCCCUGAGCGAGUGACCCACUGUACGUGUGCUCGGACGGGUCGCCACCUGGCUACCUUCACUCGGCAGCCGGGGUCCGACCUGUACACACUGACCACUGAGUCCCCUCAGGUAGCUGCGUCUGCGUUUGCGUCAGGUCAGCUGUCGGCUCCCUGCUCGUGUCGCUCCCUGUCGCACCAGACCGUCCUCUGGCACCACCGCCUUGGUCACCCCUCCGUGCAGCGCCUUCGUGGCAUGCACUCCCGUUACCUUGUCUCUGGUCUUCCCAGAGUUCUCCCUCCCCUCCCACCCUCGCCUGCUCCUCCCUGUCUUCCCUGUGUCGAGGGGCGGCAGCGCGCCACCCCUCACUCCUCCUCGUUUCCUCCCACAGAGGCUCCUUUGCAGACUCUUCACCUGGACGUGUGGGGCCCAGCCCGCGUCCGGGGACAGGGCCACGAGCGGUACUUCCUGCUGGUCGUCGACGACUACUCGCGCUACACCACGGUCUUCCCCUUGCGCACCAAGGGUGAGGUCCCUGAUGUUUUGAUCCCUUGGAUCCGCGCUGCUCGUCUCCAGCUCCGCCAGCGGUUCCAGUCGGACUUUCCCGUCCUGCGUCUGCACUCUGACAGGGGUGGUGAGUUUUCCUCCGCCCUCCUGGCUGCCUACUGUGCGGAGCACGGCAUCCGCCAGACUUUCACUCUUCCGGACUCCCCACAGCAGAAUGGGGUUGCUGAGCGUCGCAUUGGUUUAGUCAUGGAGGUCGCUCGUACCUCCAUGAUCCAUGCGGCUGCCCCCCAUUUCCUGUGGCCGUUUGCAGUGCGGUACGCUGCGCAUCAGCUCAACCUUUGGCCCCGUGUCUCUGCUCCGGAGACCUCGCCCACACUGCGUUGGACGGGGGAGGUUGGCGAUGCGUCGGUGUUCCGUGUCUGGGGAUGCCGAGCCCUUGUUCGCGAUACGUCCGCGGACAAGCUCUCCUCCCGUGCCGUUCCCUGCGUCUUCCUUGGCUUUGUUCCUGACGCGCCUGGCUGGCAGUUUUACCACCCCACCUCGCACCGUGUCUUUGCGUCUCAGGACGUCACCUUUGACGAGUCGGUACCCUUUUACCGUCUCUUCCCCUACCGCACUGCCCCCCUCCCUCCCCCGCCGCUUUUCCUCGCUCCAGGUCCCCCUCCGCUAGACCCCCUUCCCCCUCAGGGUCCUGCUCCUUCAGGUGUCUCUCAGGUAGACCCUCCUCCCGUCGCUGAGCCUGUCGAGGUCACAGGUGACUCAGGUGCUGCUGCAGGUGGUGCUGCUGGGGGUGCUGAGCCUGGGGGUGCUGCGACUGGGGGUGCUGAGCCUGGGGGUGCGGAGUCUGGGGGUGCUGACACUGGGGGUGCUGAGCCUGCGGGUGCGGAGCCUGGGGGUGCUGAGACUGGGAGUGCUAAGCCUGGGGGUGCGGUGCCUGGGGGUGCUGAGACUGAGGGUGCUGUGCCUGGGGGCGCUGAGCCUGGGUUUGCUGAGCCUGGGGGUGCUGAGCCUGGAGGUUCUGGUGCUGCUGGUGCUGCCACUGGAGCUGGAGGUCCUGGAGCUGCUACGGACACUGGCGCUGCGGGUUCUGAGUCUGCUGUUGCGCGGUCCCCUUGGAGUAGCCGCCUUCGUACGCGUGUGCCUCUCACCUCCCAGCAGCUGCGCGACUGGUACGGUCGCCGUCAGCGUCGCGCUCCUGUGGCUCGGGACCCUGCUCCUGGCGGUUCUUCCACUGACGUCACUGGAGCUGCGGGUGGUGCUGGUUUGUUGUCUCCUGGGGGUGCCCACGUCGCUGGUCCCGGAGGUGCUCGUACCGCUGGUACUCGAGCUGCUGGGGCUGGUGGUGUUGUGUUUGAGGGUCCUCCUCCUGGGGACGUUGCGACUGGGGGUGCUGGUUCUGGAGGCGCUGCGACUGGUGGAGACGGUCCUGGAGGAGUUGCUGCUGGGGGUGGUGGAGCUACUGGAGGUGCGGGAGCUGCUGUGGGUGCUGGAGCUGCUGGUGCUGUUGCCACUACACAGGCGCGCGCGACUGUUCUUAGUCUUCCGUCUUCUACCGGUCUUCCCCUCCUGCCUGACUCACCGCUUCCUGCUCCUUCUCCUUACACUGAGCAGUCAGGAGGUCUUACUGAGCGUCGUGAGCCUGCGUCGCGUCCUGUCUCGCCAGUUCGCUCUGGACGCACCGUUCGUCGUGGUCCGCGUUCGCGGUCGCCGUCUGUCCCCCGCACGCGCCUUGUCGUUCGUCGUUCUUCCUCUGUUCCGCAGUCUGUUCCUCUGCCGUCCCCUCCUGAGUCGUCUUUGCCUCACGUUCCGGACCCUGAGUCUGACCCGUUUCGUGCUGAGCACCCUACUGUCACGCAUCUGCUAGCCACUGUUGUCACUGACCCCUCGUUUGAGUCUUCUGCUGCGUCUGCCUUAGUCGCUGAGCUUGUUGACUUUGCUGCUGCCUUUCGUCUAGACUACGCUGCUAGCCUUGUUGCUGAGUCUGAGUCUGUCUGUCCUCCGUCCGUCGGGGGUGAGUGUGCUCUUGGCACGGACGUCCUUGAGGACAGGCACGAGGACCUUGAGUGUCUUGCAGCCGUUGCGCCUCAUCUCGUGGCCAUGCUGCUUGCCCCUGAGGGAGACCCGGAUGCUAUAGACAUCCCUACCCCGCGAUCUUACGCUGAGGCGAUCGCGGGUCCCUACUCCUCUCAGUGGCAGGCAGCCAUGGACGCAGAGAUGGCAUCCUGGAAGUCCACUGGCACUUACGUCGACGAGGUUCCCCCUCCUGGGGCGAACAUCGUCAGUGGCAUGUGGAUUUUCAGGGUGAAGCGGCCGCCGGAUUCUCCGCCUGUCUUCAAGGCUCGUUACGUUGCCCGAGGCUUCAGUCAGCGAGAGGGAGUCGACUUCUUUCAGACCUUCUCCCCCACCCCGAAGAUGACCACUCUUCGGGUACUGCUGCACGUUGCCGCUCAGCGUGACUACGAGCUUCACUCUCUUGACUUCAGCACAGCUUUCUUGCAGGGCAGUCUGCACGAGGAGAUCUGGCUGCGCCGCCCUCCUGGCUUCACUGGGUCGUUUCCUCCUGGUACCCAGUGGAGCCUCCGCCGGCCGGUCUACGGUCUCCGCCAGGCGCCACGUGAGUGGCACGACACACUGAGGACUACACUUGCGGCUCUUGGGUUCGCGCCGUCUACUGCUGACCCGUCGCUGUUUCUGCGCACCGACACUUCGCUGCCGCCGUUCUACAUCCUCGUGUACGUCGACGACUUGGUCUUUGCCACUGCUGACACUGAGGCUCUCGCCCACGUGAAGUCCGAACUGCAGAAGAGACACACGUGCACAGACCUGGGUGAACUGCGCAGCUACCUUGGCUUGCAGAUCACCCGGGACAGAGCACGCCGCACCAUCACACUGACUCAGUCACACAUGGUGCAGCAGGUCCUUCAGCGCUUCGGCUUCACCUGGUCCUCAGCACAGGCCACUCCUCUGGCCAUAGGUCACUCGCUCUCAGCUCUGCCUUCGGAUGAGUCCGUAGAGCCGAGUGGUCCUUACCCAGAGCUAGUUGGUUGCCUCAUGUACCUGAUGACUUGCACUCGUCCUGACCUAGCGUACCCUCUUGGCCUUCUGGCUCGCUACGUGGCUCCUGGCAGGCACCGAAAGGUGCACUGGGAUGCUGCGAAGAGGGUAUUGCGCUACUUGUGCAGUACAUCGGGCAUGGGGCUCGUGCUUGGAGGAGGGAGCCCAGUUGUUCUCACUGGGCACUCAGACGCUUCUUGGGUUGACGACCAGGCUACUCAGCGGUCGUCCCAGGGUUACACCUUCAGUCUUAGCUCUGGGUCAGUUUCUUGGCGUUCUACACGUUCGUCUUCAGUCCUCAGCUCCAGUUGUGAGGCUGAGAUCUACGCCACAGCCAUGGCUGCUCAGGAGUUACGCUGGCUCACCUACCUGCUGACCGACCUGGGAGAGCGGCCUCGUUCUCCUCCAGUGCUGUACGUUGACAACAAGGCUGCCAUUGCCUUGUGUGAGGAGCACAGACUGGAGCACAGAACGAAGCACAUCGCUCUGCGGUACUUUCUGGCUCGAGAGUUGCAACAGCGUGGUCAGCUUCGUCUGCGUUACGUGGCCACUCAGGCCAACACUGCUGAUAUAUUCACCAAGGCACUCCCGCCUAGUGAUCAUCAGCGCUUCUGCACUUUGUUGGGGCUUGUGCCCACUUUUCCUCACUUGCUGUAG